Messenger RNA from Aspergillus affinis, 1431 nucleotides. Its product is annotated as class I SAM-dependent methyltransferase. Bases 1 to 1431 code for a protein of 476 amino acids. Gene Ontology annotation, molecular function: methyltransferase activity. The record is from RefSeq and is a predicted model, not a curated record. The transcript has 11 exons. NCBI's taxonomy places the organism in Eukaryota, Fungi, Ascomycota, Eurotiomycetes, Eurotiales, Aspergillaceae.
AUGGCUCUAAGGCUCAGUUCACAACGGUCAAGCGCACUGUCAGCACAGGGUGAAGUUGCGGCAGACGCGUCCCGAUAUGCUCACAGAACUUCGUCUUCAGCGCGCAACAGAGACUACGAUAGGUAUCCCGGGGAGGAGGACUUUUCGACAACCAACGGAUAUGUCGGCGGAGAUGAUAUUCCAGGGCAUCAUCCAAAUUUACCUUCGUUCACCGAGCUUUUCGGUGAGCUUGUCCAGGAACACACACAGGCUCCUAUUCCGAUUCCCAACCACGAUGACGACGACGAAGACAUGAACAGUACAAACGGAGGAAGUGGCUAUGCAGAAAGCUUUAUGGACACACACUCCCUGACCUCGAGCAUUCUCGAUUAUCAGUAUGAGAAUGGACGACGGUAUCCAAGUAACCGAACGGGAGAUUAUAUGAUGCCCAAUGAUGAAGUCGAACAAGAACGCCUAGAUUUGGUGCACCAUAUAUACCUGAUGUUGAUGAAAGGAAAGCUCUUCAAUGCGCCAGUAGAAAAUCCCCAGAAAGUACUGGAUCUAGGGACGGGGACAGGAAACUGGGCGAUCGAUUUCGCGGACGAGUUCCCCGGCACACAUAUUGUCGGCAACGAUAUCAGCCCCAUCCAGCCCUCAUGGACACCCCCGAACGUCGACUUCUUCGUAGAUGACUUCGAAAGUGACUGGCUAGAGAAACUAGAUACUUACGAUUUCGUGCACUCCCGAAACCUUGCAGGAUGCGUCAUGGACUGGCCUCGCCUUGUCCGACAAGCUUACACACACCUCAGGCCGGGCGGAUACAUCGAACUCCAGGAAAGCGCCGUAUGGGGCUGGAGCGACGACGGCUCUCUCACUGAUGGCUCGCCUAUCAUGCAAUACCUGGUGGCACUCGACGAUGCCGGGCAAAGGAUAGGCAGAGAGCUAAACAUCUACCAACACUUGACACGAUGGCUGAUUGACUGUGGCUUCGAGGAUGUGCACGAGGCGACGUAUUUUCUUCCGUUCUCGCCGUGGCCCGAGGACCCUAAUUUGAAGGAAAUCGGCAAAGUACAGGCGGUUAUGGUUCAGGAUGCCAUCGAGGCUUAUGGGCUGCGAUUGUGUACGCAGGUCCUGAGCUGGAGUCCGGACCAGACCAAGAUCUUGCAGGGGCUGGUGAGGGAGCAGCUGAAGAACCCGAGAUUGCAUUCGUAUACAAAGAUUACCUUGCCAGCAGUGUCCGAUCCAGGCGAAUACGUCGCAGGCCUACAUCGCGCUACAAAAGCCGACACGGAACACGAUUUACAUAUGCAAGUGGAGCGCUUUGCCAAGAGUUGUGCAUCUCGCGUGAAACUGUUUAAUGUGAUCAAUAUCCUGGACCGUGACGGUAGCCCGUUCACGACACAUCGGCAUGCAGCACGCCAGAACCCUGCGCGCAUAGUUUGGCUUAAGUGA